UCCUAAAAAAAGAUUUGUCCUUCGCCGGCUGCUGUACUGGAUACCAUUUCCCUGUCUACCUCCUACACCCGGAUUUUUUCCCUUUAACUUUAUCAAGUUUCUGUCUGUAAAACACAGUGCCUUUGUGUAGUUUUGGUUUUUGGGUUUUAUUUCGCACAUGUAGCCAGCACGAUGUUCACCACCACCGGGUCCAGGGGACUGUAUAAAGCUCCACUGUCGAAGAGUCUGCUGCUGCUUUCCACUGCCUUCACCGCAUUGGUGCUAGUAGUUCUGCCUCAGUACCAGAAGCUGUUUGUUUACAGCCUGCAGUCAAUCAAGCACCACAGACAGUUGUGGAGGCUGCUGUGUGGAAGGUUGAUCUGUCUGGAUGUAAAGGACACGUUCUGCAGCAGUCUGCUCAUCUACAACUUCCGCAUAUUCGAGAGGAGGUUCGGCAGUCGCAAAUUCGCUUCUUUCCUGUUUGGAACCUGGGUUCUGUCUGGAUUUCUGGACAUCCUGUUGGCUGAGGCCAUUCACUUCCUGUUUGAGCUCCAGGUAGACGUGCUGCCAGCCGGACUGCUGGGUCCAGUAUUUGCCCUCUUCGUGCCUUUCUACUGCUCCAUCCCUCGAGUGCAGGUCACCCAGUUACUGCGAUACGCCUCGAUCAGCAACAAGACUCUCGUGUACAUCGUGGGUCUGCAGUUGCUGACCUCUAGCGCUAGCAUGUGGGUUGUGUCUUUUAGCGGAUUGGUCUCAGGCAUGCUGUACUACAGUAACAUGGUGGCUCUCCAGCGGAUCCUGUAUGUUCCGCAGUGGCUGGCACGCUGCACUUCUCAGCUCUUGGAGCCUGUGUUUUUAGGCACAGAGCCGCGUGCUGACGCUCCAGUGGGGAUGGGAGCCACAUUGGAUAUCCAGCGACAGCAGCGAAUGGACAUGCUGGACCAACAGCUGCUGCUCUCACAGCUGGCCCAGCUCCGAAGAAACACCCAGCAGCCACCACCACAGCAGCAGGGCGGACUCUUCAACCGAUUCUUUCCGGGUUUGCGACACAGAGGCCAGAACGUGACUCACAUGCAGCCACACUCAGCAGACACACCAGUGGUUGAGGAACAGGUGGCGAGGCUGAUGGAAAUGGGUUUCUCCAGAGUGGAUGCUCAGGAAGCUCUCAGAGCAUCCAACAACGACAUCAACAUGGCCACCAAUUUCCUGCUCCAGCACUGAGGCUUAGCAUCAGAGGGCGGAGAAGACGGAAACUCAGCUGCAGCGACUGCAAAACACGACGCACAGACAUCAUGUUGGAAGACUGGAAAAGUAAAGUACUCUCAGGAGCUUUGGGUGUCGCUUCCUGUCACACUGCUCUGUAACUGGGUAAUGAAGAGCUGCUGGAUUUGCUGCUACUGCUUCCUGCCGGUGGAGAAUUGUGCAGUGUUAUCUCAGGGCUCGUGUUUCCUGGCUUCGUCAUCCCUCUACAACCUCCAGCACUGCACAUUCAUAUUAAUAAGUCCACGUAGUGGCCAUGAUGUAAACGCAAUGUGAUGGAAGAGUCUUGAAAGGAAAAGACCUGAAAGACUCAUAUUUAGACAUAGUUUUGGACUGAUGUGGUGUUUGAAGAAUUUUACAUUCAUGAAACUUUACAUCUGAAGGAAUAAUCUAGCAAAAAAAAUGAUUUGCACAAUUUUUGUUCGCUAUAUUUCUUAGUUUUGGGCAGGGGGCUAAAUAUAGAUAAGAUAUAAUAUGGAUUUCAACAUCACCUGACAUCCAAUUCAGAGAUACAAUGACUUCAAGUUUUCUACCCUCAAAAAAAAUAGGGUACUACAUCUUACCAUUCCUGGUCUCUAGAGUAGUGCCAUCAACCAUAAAAAAUUUUCUGAGAGAAGAAAAUGUGUAGUUUGGUAUCUGUAUAAAAGGGGAAAAAACCUCCAUGUUGUAUAAUUAAAAGGCGUACGUUUCUAUCA
Molecule: messenger RNA, 1934 nt
Organism: Silurus meridionalis
Lineage: Eukaryota; Metazoa; Chordata; Actinopteri; Siluriformes; Siluridae
Gene: ubac2
Product: UBA domain containing 2
Exons: 9
Coding region: 172-1200 (342 amino acids)
Molecular function (GO): serine-type endopeptidase activity; protein binding
Source: RefSeq, a predicted model, not a curated record